This is a messenger RNA of Strongylus vulgaris, 4323 nucleotides long. The record is from the annotation of a GenBank genome assembly. NCBI's taxonomy places the organism in Eukaryota, Metazoa, Nematoda, Chromadorea, Rhabditida, Strongylidae.
AUGGGGGAUGCUUCGGAUGAUAGUGAUACAGAAGCUCGUGAAGAAGAAGAACAGGAGGACGUUCACGUCCAAGAUGCGGUCAGUGAAAGUUCAGAUGAAGAAGGAGAUGAUGAUGACAAUGAAAAUCAGGAUGACAGAGACGACCCAAUUGCCGUUGACAGCAAGAGAUUCACAAUCCCUCCCAGUGACGAUGAUCUUAUGUACGAAACUGUCUACAAAUUUGUUGUCAAGAAUGAUAUCACGUUUGACGAUGCGUGUAACGCAAUAAGAGGCUUUACAAGAUUUAUUGAUGAUGGCGACUAUUUUGAGAUUCACACGUUUUUCGACGAAUUCUACCAUAUCUCAAGAAGCGAUGGAAAAAUCAGAAAAUGGGAUAUGUGGCUUGAUCUCAUUCAACUUUUACUUCAAGGUUUCAACACAUUCAAGCCUGAUCUAGUCAACACUGUAUGUCACGUGGCCAGCGUUGGCGAUGUCUUGCCUCAAAAUAUGCGAGACACUUGCGCUGACAGAAUCGAGUUCAUGGAGAUGUUUGUGUAUCUCAUCAAAAAUCUAGUUCUUCGCCUUGAAAGCAUUGUCAUAAAAAAGCGACUCUUUACUUUAACAGUCUUUGAUUCAGCCUAUGCUCAGUUUUUUCUUCCACAGGUACUUGAAAUGAUUGACUUCAUCUGUUGCCUAAACAUAUCGCGUGGAAAUGGCGAGGUUAUCGAGAACGCUAUUCAGUUUUUGUCGCGUCCACCACGGCUGAAUACGGAACUUCUCAAGUCUUUUUCGACUAUCGUCCUCAAAUUUGCCUCCCAUCCUCGCUAUGCCAAGAAAAAUGCGAAAGACGACCUGGAGAAGUUGUUUGCGCACAUGCGCCCCGUUUGUAUUGCAUUUGAUUAUGCCUGCUCAUUUGCUGAGGAUUUGGUCGACGCAAGUAUGAAGUAUAAUUAUCUGAAAGAUGCCCGCGCCGAUUACCCCUUUGUUGACGUUCUAGAAAAGGUGGCCGGCCAUGGAAGAACGCACGAACAAAUGCUGUCUGUGAUGUUGAUGCGCAUGUGGAGAUUAGUCCCAUUUGAGGCGGCUGGAACGUUGCAGAGGCCAUAUGUAGCGCUAGUGCAAAAGCUAUCGCAUCGUGCUCCUGAAGUUUUUCUGGAUCACUGUGCACAGGCAGCUCGUGCUCUCGACUAUGAUCCACCUGCUCUACGUACGGCAAUUCUAGAAGCAUUUUGUCAGAAUAUAUGCAAUAACGAACUUCUUGCCCCCAAGUAUGUGCGCCCUGGGACGAAUAUCUAUAGUAGCUAUGUCAUUAUGACUGACUGCCUUUUGGAUUUUUUGGCAGAUGUGAACCCCCAAGUACGUAUGAACGUACUCACCUUUUGGGUACAAAUCGCUAAUGCACGUCGCGUCCCUUUCGACUCGCUCAAAAAGGGGCUGUUUUUUGCUAUAACUGAAAGACUGAAAUCGGAGAAGUCAGCAGCUGCUCGUAAGCUGGCUAUGCAGUUUCUUGUAUUGUAUCUCCUGCUUGGUCCAUAUGGUAAAGAGUUGAACUUCGAUGAACUAAGUCAGGCAUGCUCAAACUUGGCCAACUUCAUCAAACGCAUUGAAGUACUUGAUCCAGAACGACCUGGCGUGCAGGUGAUCAUGGAGAGGUUCAACUCAUUUGCGGUUCGUAUGAAGGAAAUACUGACGCGUGUGAUAGAAACGAAAAAGUAUGAAGAAAAUACUGAGGACCUGGUUGACAAACCACUUGAGGACAUUAUCGUCGUUAUGGUCGAUAUGAUAGAAUUAUCUAUGGAGUAUGUGCUGUGCAUCCUGGCAAAAAUGUGCUUUCUUGGAAAAUUCAAAAAAAUUGACCCGAAUCUUCCUACAAAGGAGCUUGUUGAAGCAUUGCUAAAUGAAUUCCGUCGUUACUAUAUCACCAUGCAUAUGGGCUACAUAGGCGACUCUCUUGGACAAAGUCGUCUAGAGGAAAUGGGAACUUUUUAUGAAGAAAAUAUGGAUCGCGCUGAGCGUGCUGUUAAUGUUGUGCAGGAGAAGAUGCUAUUUGCUGAACAGAUGACGUUGCUGUUUUCUCAUAUCUAUGAAGCGUUGGAACAAAAUGGUUUUACAGACGUUAGUUAUGCAGUUACUCUCUUUGCUACUUGUUAUAGAUUCAGAAUUAGAAAAUCCGCAUCUGCCUUAUAUCGCAUGUAUAUGUCAGGUAAUAAGAAUGCAGCCACAGAAGGAGAUCGUAUCGCAAUAGAGGAACUCAUUUAUCAUGCCUUUGUCAGCGCUCCUUUUCCUCCAGGGCUUGUAACUCAUCUGAUUAAUAUUGUCUGUAAAGUCUCUUCUCCCUACAGAUGCCCUGCCCUUACAGUUCUUGCACUGCUGACACGGGUGGAUCCAUACGGGAUGCGAAAACAUUUUCGAGUUUUCCAUAAAUGUGUGAGAUCUGAAGAUGUGCGCGAAGCUUGUGAUGCUCUGCUAGUAAUAUCUCAUCUGAUCCCUCCUUCGGAGGAAGAUCCUGCAAAGGAGGAGGAAAAUUAUGCGUAUCGUCUGCGGGCUACUGAUUCGUUGUUUGCAGAUAUCGAGCGCCUCUUCUUCCAAAUGUUUUUGUCUGAUUAUAAGGAGCAGUUACCAGAUGGAACAUCGGUAUCGGAUUAUUGGUAUAGAUGUGCCCGUAACUGUAUCAAGGUGAUAUUUUCAAUGGCUGCAGAUGUGGAUUUUGUGAUUUCGCGAAUUCUCACCAAGUGUUUAUGGUAUGCUAAGCGGAGCAGUGAUGCCUUUAUCGCGCACGUCAAUCUUGAACGUGCAGGAAAGGUGCCAGCGAAUAUUAAUCAGGAUUGGGUUAAUCAGAGAAGGGAAUGUUUAAACAGCGCUUGGCAAAGGACAACAGAGCGUGCCUUAAUGGUUGUCGCAGAGGUAGUUGAGGGAAUGCUCCUUUAUAUUGACAACAGUUUCCCGAAAUUGCUCAAACGUGCCAUGGAACUUGACGAUGCAGCUGCUGAACAACUGGAAGAGGCAACGGAGCCUUACGCUGACUACGCCAGAGCGCAUACCGAUCUCGAGAUGGACUUUGCCUAUCGAGAGGGGAUAUUCGCUAGGACUAUCGCACCUGCGAAGACAAAAUCAUCUGAGUCCCAGCAUUCUGAGAAAAAUGGGGAAAAAGCUGAUAUAGAAUCGCAGCCAUCGGAGCCAUCAUUAGAAACAGCGGAAGAAAGUAACGAGGAUGACGAAGAUGAUGAAUCGAAUCGUCCUUCUACCGAUGAAUUGAUUCGUACUCGUACCAUGGAUCUACUGGAAACGAAACUGCUGCAGAAAGAUCACAUCUUGGGCAGGUGCUUGGCGAUGGUUGUGUAUUUCGUCCGCUGCCCGAAUAAUCCAAAACCUAUCACCGACGCUGCAUUGAGGGCAUUUAGCAAAUUCUUAUUGAUCUGUCCGCAGUUUACGGAGAGAGCUAGUUCGCUGUUCCUUACGUUCACAUGCUGCCAUCCUGAUGCAGAUAUGAGAGAAUACCUUCUUGUUUCUGCCGUCGACAUCAUGCAGCGUUUUCCCUCCAUGUUGGAUCGACAUGCCUUAUUUCUAUUUGAAAUGCCUGUCGAUCAGGAUCCGAGUGUAGAGAUUACUUCUCUGCUCUACUUGACUAAGAUGCUUACACGUGAUAUUCUUAAACCGAGAGGUACAUUGUCAAAUGUUGCGCUUUGUAUGCUCAAGAGGAGUGCAUCAACUGACGGCGGAGCGUCGCAAUCUCGUAAUGCCAAUCGCGAGGUCAUGGCUCUUGCUGUGAAACUCUUUUAUGAGAUUUCAUUGAAGGGCAAUCUUUUGGUGAAUGUUAUGCCUGACCUGAUAUGUCGAGUGUGCCGUUUUGAGAAGAAAGUUUCUUUGAACGAUUUUAAAUUCAUUGUCAGAAAGCUUCUGCGUCUAAUCGCAGAUAAGCCAUUGGAUAUAGUUGUGGAGAAGAUGUGCCAGAGGUUUGAAUUCUGCAAUAGUGCCGAGGCUACUGCCAACAAUAAGCACAUAUCUCACUAUUUCUCAUAUUUCAUUUCACAAAUGCGGGAUUCAUUAGCUUAUUUUGCCCCUUUUUUGGAGGAUUUAGUAGUUUAUAAUGAUCUCAUUGCACCUGUGAAUUACCUCAUGUCGUCCACACAGUCUGUGGAUGUGAAGCAUGACGUUCAAGGAUUUUUGCGUAAAGUAGACUUUUUGCACGUCAAGUCUUCUCUUACUGAGGAGGAGAGGGAUAGAAUGAGCAAAGCUGUUGGACCAAUCAAUCUUGAUGUGCCUGUUAAACUAGACAAGGAUGGAAAUCCUAUCACUUUCUCAUUCGCUGACUGCGAUGAGCCCGUUGAGUACGACGACAACUGA